UCAAUAAAUUAAAAAAUACGGAGUAUCUUUCAAAAAAAAUACGGAGUAAAUUCUGUGGAUUCAGUUGAAACUUAAAAAACCGGUUCAAAAAAAAAGUUGAAACUUAAAACAGCGUUCAGAGUGAUUCAACCAUCUUCCGCCUUUCCAUCCUACCAUGAUCUUCUCUAGGUUCUCCCGUUCAUCGUCUCGAUUUUCUCGUUGCAGAAAUGCCAUAAGUGGGGUUUAUAGUAGGAAGCUAGCGAAUCCAAACAAGGAAAUUUUUGUAGCUCCUGAUAUAAAUUGUGGUGCAAGUAAUAGUUUGCUUGCGGGACAAUUAGGGAUUUUGAGGGGCUAUUUAGCUGCAAUUAGAACGAAGAAGGGGUUUAUAAGGAAGCAGUGUUUAUCUGAUCUCGAUAUUGCUUACCCAAGCCUAAGAUUGCGCAGAUUUUUCUCAAGUGAAGACCCCAAGAAAAAGAAAUAUGAUAACUUUGUUCCUAAACAGAAUAAGGAAAUUCCAAAGCAGGAUAAGCAGGAUAAGCAAUCAAAAGAGGACCCGAAUUCAGGUGAUUACAGUGGCUUUCAGGAAAUACUCAAGAAGCUCUCCCAGAAUAUGGUCGUCCCCCUAUUGGCACUUGGAAUGGCUCUCUUGACAUUUACUCCUAGAGAAGAGAAGGAAAUUAGUUUCCAAGAGUUCAAAACCAAGCUACUUGAAGCUGGUCUAGUGGACCACAUAGUUGUCUCUAACAAAAGAAUUGCAAAAGUUUACGUUAAAAGCUCACCACAGAAUCACAUGGGAGAUGGUUCUUUUGAGGGACUAGAUGUCAAAAGCACAUCUGCUGAUGGAAAAAAUAAAUCCAAAUAUCAAUUCUUUUUUAAUAUUGCAAGUGUCCAAUCUUUUGAAGAAAAGCUGGAGGAUGCUCAAAAGGCAAUAGGGGUUGAUCCUCAUGAUUUUGUUCCAGUUUUGUAUACAUAUGAAAUGAGUUGGCUCCAAGAAUUGAUGAGAUAUUGGGCAACAUUUUUACUUUUGGGUGUGGCAUUGUUUAUUCGUUCAAAAAUGCAAGGUGGCGGCAUGGGUCUUGGAGGUAUGGGUGGUAAAGCUAGCGGUGGAAUAUUCAACAUGGGAAAGGCACCAAUCACUAAAGUGGAUAAAAAUGCAAAAAACAAGAUAUUUUUCAAAGACGUCGCUGGAUGUGAAGAAGCAAAACAGGAAAUAAUGGAAUUUGUACACUUUUUAAAGAACCCAAAGAAGUAUGAGGAUUUGGGGGCAACAAUUCCAAAAGGCGCUCUCUUAGUGGGCCCACCAGGCACGGGCAAAACACUGUUAGCUAAAGCAACCGCAGGUGAAUCUGGUGUGCCUUUCCUAUCCAUUUCCGGUUCUGACUUUCUGGAAAUGUUUGUUGGGGUUGGACCAGCAAGAGUUAGAAGCCUGUUUCAAGAAGCUAGGCAGUGUGCACCUAGCAUCAUAUUUAUUGAUGAAAUUGAUGCGAUUGGGCGAGCAAGAGGGCGUGGUGGUUUCUCCGGUGGCAAUGACGAGCGAGAAAGCACCUUAAAUCAGCUUCUUGUUGAGAUGGAUGGAUUUGGAACAACAUCUGGUGUGGUUGUUCUGGCGGGAACAAAUAGAGCGGAUAUUUUAGACAAUGCCUUGCUAAGGCCUGGCCGUUUUGACCGACAGAUCAGCAUAGAUGCACCUGAUUUUAAAGGCCGGGAUGAGAUCUUUAAAAUCUACUUGCAAAAGAUUAAGCUCGAUCAUGAACCAUCAUAUUUCUCUCAACGACUAGCAGCCCUCACUCCUGGAUUUGCUGGGGCAGAUAUUGCAAAUGUUUGCAAUGAAGCUGCUUUAAUUGCAGCGAGGCAUGAACAAAGACUUGUAAAGAUGGAACAUUUUGAUGCGGCUAUAGAUAGGAUAAUUGGUGGUCUGGAGAAGAAGAAUAAGGUAAUAAGCAAACUUGAACGGCAAACUGUUGCAUACCAUGAAUCUGGUCAUGCUGUUGCUGGGUGGUUUCUAGAACACGCAGAGCCUUUGUUAAAGGUUACUAUCGUUCCCCGUGGUAGUGCGGCACUUGGCUUUGCCCAAUAUGUUCCUAAUGAGAACCUUCUCAUGACCAAAGAGCAGCUUUUUGACAUCACAUGCAUGACACUAGGUGGCCGGGCCGCAGAGCAGGUUUUAUUGGGGAAAAUUUCAACUGGUGCGCAAAAUGACUUGGAAAAAGUAACAAAAAUGACAUAUGCCCAAGUAUCUGUAUAUGGAUUCAGCGAUAAGGUCGGGCUGCUCUCUUUUCCUCAGGGUGAGGGUAUGGGGAAGCCUUACAGUAACAAAAUGGCUUCAAUCAUCGAUAGUGAGGUUCGAGAAUGGGUGGGAAUAGCGUAUAAAAAGACAGUCCAAUUGAUAGAGGAACACAAAGAACAAGUGGCUCAAAUCGCUGAGCUAUUGCUAGAGAAGGAGGUUCUUCACCAAGACGACUUGGUCCAGGUACUUGGUGACCGUCCCUUCAAGUCAACCGAGUCAACCCAUUAUGACAUAUUUAAGCAGGGUUUUCAGCCGGAAUCUGAGAGUGAAACCAAAGGUGCUGAUGAGGAGAACGAGUCCUCCUCUCCUAUAGAACCAGAUGUCAUUCCUGCUUGACAGUGUUUCCAUUGUUAUAUGUGUGUAUAUUUCUUGAAAAAAAACUGUUCUAACUUCACUGAUUGACUGCUAGUUGCUGCCAACCUGAUCAACACCCAUUCUCGAGUAGUUUUGAUAAGGUUGUUGUUUCUUGCCGCUUAGGGAUUAUGAAUUUAAAUUAUGUUUCCCCAAUCAAUAAAUGUGGAUAAUCCCAAUGGUAGAAAGGUGGAUAGACUUGGGGAUAUUGUGAAUUGUAAUCUAACUAUGACUCGUGUACAUUAUACUUUGUUGAAAUACAUGCUUGAUACUUCUAGAUUCCGU
Messenger RNA from Cuscuta europaea, 2902 nucleotides. Lineage: Eukaryota; Viridiplantae; Streptophyta; Magnoliopsida; Solanales; Convolvulaceae. The record is from the annotation of a GenBank genome assembly.